Parasteatoda tepidariorum (common house spider) is the source of this 1057-nucleotide messenger RNA. Lineage: Eukaryota; Metazoa; Arthropoda; Arachnida; Araneae; Theridiidae. The record is from RefSeq and is a predicted model, not a curated record.
UCCAUCAUUAUUUUCUGACCGUCGGUUUCUUAACUGCGGGUUACUUGACCGGCAGUUACAGGCAUUUUCCUAUUGGAUACGAAGAAACACGUGAUAACCACGUUGUUUGUUUACUCCAGAAGUGGCAUGCUCGCUUACUCGUAGUUUUUCAUCUUUACUUCUAUUGCAUUAAAAUGUCGCAAAAAUUAUAUUUUACAGCAACUGAGAAAGAACUGCUGAUGCAGCUAGUAGAGCCGAAGCUUUCAAUUAUAGAAAACAAAGAAACAAACAAAAUUUCAUCAGGAAAAAAAGCUGAAGCUUUUAUCGAAAUUGAGAAGGAGUUUAACAAAACUCCUGGAGUGAAUCCUCGAACUGCAAUACAGUUGAGACAGUGUUAUUUAAAUAUAAAAAAAAUUGAAUAAAAAAGCAGCUAACGCGAGGCAGCAUAUCAGGUUAACUGGGGGAGGAGAAAAUGUAUGCCCCCAGUUAACGGAAAUGGAUGAACGUUAUUUAUCUAUGCCUCUAUUAACCUAUCCUUUAAGAUCAACUUACGAUAAUGAUUACAUGGAUAUAGAAAGUGAAGCUGAACCUGAAAUCAUUCUUACUAUAGAUGGUGAGGCUUUAGAUGAAACAGUAGAUCAAGAAUCACAGAAUGGUGUGACCGUAACGCCAAGUCCUCCAACACCAGUGGCAGGAACGGAGGAAACUCCUGCAAAAGCCACAUAUUCCAUGUUCAGAAAGCGAACGAAAAAAUCUGCCCCCUCUGCAGCCCAAAAAGCUGCUUCUUCUAUUGAAGAAAAAUACAGAUUGGAAAUUCAAGUUUUAAAGAGUAAAGAGGAGAGGGACGUGGAAGAACACAUGUUAAAGAUGAGGCUGCUGUCUGCGCAGAUCAAGUUUCAGGAGAAUUUAAACAGAAUCUUGCGCACUAAUCCCACCUCUUUAAACAUUUCAUUAAAUAAAUGUUUUAUUGUGUUGUGUAUCAAUAUUAUUCAAAACAUGUUGUAUAAUUGUUAAAUAAUUCAAUUUUCCACAUAAUCUUGUUGUCAGUGGGAACUGAAGAAACAAUGAUACAUUUUAA